Molecule: messenger RNA, 3401 nt
Organism: Platichthys flesus (European flounder)
Lineage: Eukaryota; Metazoa; Chordata; Actinopteri; Pleuronectiformes; Pleuronectidae
Gene: rprd1b
Product: regulation of nuclear pre-mRNA domain containing 1B
Exons: 7
Coding region: 514-1503 (329 amino acids)
Biological process (GO): mRNA 3'-end processing
Cellular component (GO): RNA polymerase II, holoenzyme
Molecular function (GO): RNA polymerase II complex binding
Source: RefSeq, a predicted model, not a curated record
GUGCACGGCUGCCAUUUUUCCCCCGUAGAAAUCUUCCUGAGUAGUUGGACGAGCGAAGACGAAGUGCGAGUUUCUCAGUGACUUUUGGACGGUGUGCUGGAGCCCGUGGACCAGCGGAGGACUCGCGGUGGAGGUGCUUCAACAGAAGCUCCGUCUCUCUGACCUCGGCUCGAGGCGCAGGCGUUAAACGGGUCUGCAGAUGGCUGCUUAGCUCGGCGGGCUAACACUAGCUGCGGCUGUAAACAAACACCAGAGACGGAGGAGACGCUGCUGCUGCUAAAGCUCCGCACAGUCCGCAUCUCUGGUCCUAAAAUCCGGCCCGGGACAGAGCCAACACCGGGAGAGAGGAGAGGGCAGCAGGAGCCGGUUUAGAUGCAACAUGCACGGAUGUUUUCCACACUACUUCAGUUUUGAUGACGGUGCGAGUUUCUCCUAAGCAGCUCGGAGCUCAGUGACUUCAGAGCGGGUCCGGGGGGAAGCACUUGAGGCACGAACACACUCCUGCACGGCGGCAUGUCGUCCUUCUCCGAGUCGGCCCUGGAGAAGAAGCUGACGGAGCUGAGCAGCUCGCAGCAGAGCGUCCAGACCCUGUCUCUGUGGAUCAUCCACCACCGCAAGCACUCAGCCCUCAUCGUCAAAGUGUGGCACCGAGAGCUGAAGAAAGCUAAAAGCUCCAGGAAGCUGACUUUCCUGUAUCUGGCCAACGAUGUCAUCCAGAACAGCAAGAAAAAAGGACCAGAAUUCGCCAAAGACUAUGAGACCGUCCUCGUCGAUGCCUGCUCCCAUGUGGCCAGUGAAGCAGAUGUCGGCUGUAAAAAGCACAUGGAGCGACUGCUGAAUAUCUGGAAGGAGAGGGCCCUGUACAGAGCCGACUUCAUUCAGCAGCUCAAACUGGCCAUAGAAGACUCAAACAGCCCCCGGCCUUCAGAGGAGCCGAAGAAGCCAGUGAAAAGAAGCUACCAAAAGAUCCAUGAAGAAGAAGAUGACGAGGAUGACGACUACAGAUGCCACAACUCUCCCAGAAGCACAGAUGCCUCCGCAACUCAGCUGACAGAGGAGCUGGUGAAGGCCCUGCAGGACUUAGAGAAUGCUGCUUCAGGUGAUGCAGCUGUUCGUCAGAAGAUCGCCUCGCUGCCACAGGAGGUCCAGGAUGUUUCACUGCUGGAGAAGAUCACUGACAAGGAGGCAGCAGACAAGCUGUCGAAGACGGUGGACGAGGCCUGUUUGCUACUGGCUGAGUACAACGGCCGACUAGCUGCAGAACUCGAGGACCGCAGGCAGCUGGCACGCAUGCUGGCCGAAUACAUCGGCAGCCAGAAGGAGGCGCUCAUGGAGAGAGAGAAGAAACUAGAGGACUACAAACAGAAACUGGCGAGAGUGACCCAGGUGAGGAAGGAGCUCAAGUCCCACAUCCAGAGUCUCCCCGACCUCUCUCUUCUGCCCAAUGUGACUGGGGGUCUGGCCCCGCUCCCCUCGGCUGGAGACCUCUUCUCCACCGACUAAGGGGUCUUUGCCCUGAAGAACUACCCCCCCCCCCCCCCCCCCCAAAUCCUCCUCCCCACCUUAACCCAGCCCAUUGAUCGAUUCACAAAAAUACUGCAGCUAUAUCUCCCACCAGAGGACACAUGGUCACACCUCUCACCGCAGAGUAGUCAGCCCACCUGCACGACAAGAGGGAGAGAGGGACACAAGAGGGAAGGUUUGGUGAAAUCAAAAUGCUCUGCAGAGGAGAACAGAGACUCUGUCAUUCUUGAUUUUUCCCUUUCUUGCUCAACCAACAAGGAUUCCACCCCACCAGCUCGGAACAAGAUUGUUUCCUGUUUGUUUUUAUUUUUUUAAUGCUGGAGAUGUCACUGUUCUUGGAGGAGUAAAGAAGCAAAUCUUUCACAGACAUUAAUAUUGGUUUUCAGGGCGUGUCGAUCUGUGUCUUUCUGUGUGCUUCAUUUGUAUCGAGUGAGCGAAGGUGGGCCAAUUGCUCUCCAGUUCUCAGAGUUUGUGACUACACUGUGAAUAGGAUGCAUCAUUAGUUUUAUUUUUUUGGGGCUUUCAGUUAAUGGCUUUUUAUUGAGACAUAGUCUGAUAGAUGGUUUGGAUGCGUGUGUACAAUUAGAGGAGAUACCAGAUUGGGUUCAGUGUAUGUUGGAUUUUGGAUAUUUCAUGUAAAGUCGUCUUUGACGGCCGCUGCAAAACCCACUUGUAUUAAUAACACCAUAUAGUCUGUGAUGAAAAAGGAUUUGUGGAACAGUCUCAUCAUCCUGACAACAUAAGCUUUGGUUGUUUAGUUUUUCCUCAUUUAAAGACUAAAACUGAAAAUUCAAAGAACCCACUUGUUAUCACACUCUUUUUGGACAGAUGCUUGAGAAGGCUAAUUGUGUUCAUGUGUACUAGACAAGCUUUGAGUUUUGGGAAACAAAUUGUCGAAGUUUGAGGAAACAAUUCAGUUUGCUUUCUAAGAAACAUUGUUGGUUUUUUGUUUUUAUGUAAGCGUUUAUGAAAUGCUAAAAUUAAAAAAAAAUGUCGGUAUCAUCUGAAAGAAAAACUGAAGAAAGGUGUCAAAUCAUUAGUUUUAGUGUGUGUUGGGUUGGAAAUAGGGAAAGAAAGAUUAAGAAAACUAGGUCAGAACAGGAAAAUUAAAAAAACUAAACAAGUUACAUUCGACUGUGAAAUUAACUUUAUAAAAAUAUGAAGAAUAACUAAGUCAUAUUUCUUUGUCCCACCUGUGGUAAAGAUUCAAUAUUUUACAAAAAAAUUUGCCUCAGACAAAUUUAAAAACCACUGUAUAAACCCCUUAAUUUAUAAGGAGACCUGUUCCCAAAGUAAUGUUCGGUACAGCAGGAUUUUGUGAACUGCGUCAAACCCAAAACUUUAGUUAUCAUUUGUUUAUCCUGAUCUGAUUUUCAGUUGUCUGUAUGCAAGCAAGAAAGAAUCCUUUAUGGAGAAGUUUUGUGGUAGAACGAGGUGAGAUGUUUACAGAGAAAAAGUCCUCAUUUUGUAAAGCUGUCAGGAGCCAUUCGCAACUUCUGCUGCUGCCGACAUGAGAGUUUUCUAAAGUUAAAGGCGUUUACAAAAAACUUACUCACCUGCUGAUGCAACAAGCGUGGGACGAGUAAUGCUGUUACAAAUCUUUUUCAGUCAACUUCCUGAUCGAUAUUUGAUACAACAUUUAAAUCUUAAAUAAUACAACUAUUAAAGAUAAUAAUAAGAAGGGUUCUGUUUGCCCAGAAAGACUUCAGCAACAUUUUGACCCACUGUGCUAUACUGUUUAUGAGUCAGGUCUUUUCUUACUUUCCUGCUGUGUGAUAUCUGCAGCCUCGCACUGUACCACCAGGACUUUGCCCGUUAGUUUUCUGUAAUGAAAGUAAUUCGGUGGAUGCCAAUAAACUGGAACCAUUUGAACAAUU